Molecule: messenger RNA, 5396 nt
Organism: Spirodela intermedia
Lineage: Eukaryota; Viridiplantae; Streptophyta; Magnoliopsida; Alismatales; Araceae
Source: the annotation of a GenBank genome assembly
AUGAACGGGAGCUUCGGGGUAGCCGUAGCGACGGCGGAGCAGGUCGUCCACGGCUGUGCCGCGGCCGUGUUUGCUCCCAAGGCGGGAGAGAAGAAGCAGGCGAAGGAAGCGUGCUGUGGCUGCGGGAUCGUCUCCUCCCGGCGGGGGAGGGUCUCUGGCCUGGAGAGGAUGGUGCUUCGGGCUGCGUCUCCAGGGGAGACGUGGAGGAUUAGUCCGGUUGUGUCUUGCUUAUCUUCUUCCUCCUCAUCAGCGGGAGGAGGGGCCGAAGCUCGCGGCCUCACGUAUAAGGAAGCCGGCGUCGACAUCGACGCCGGCACGGAGCUCGUUCGAAGGAUCGCCAAGAUGGCGCCAGGCAUUGGGGGUUUUGGCGGGCUGUUCCCCCUGGGUACUUUCCUCACUUAUUAUGCCGAUUCUUCCUUUGAUACAUUUCUCUGUUCAGGGAAUCCCUGAAGCUAAGAACAACUCGUCCAUAGCCUUACUAUCCUUGCCCUUUCUUUCUUCUCCCUGCGGGGAAUUUUCUCGGGGAAAAUUAGAAGCAAAGUGGCAGCUGAAUGCUCCGUUGUACUCUUUUUUCUUUCUCUCAUAUAUUACUUUUUCUCAUCACAGACGAAGUCUUUCUGACAGAGAGACUGUGGUAACGAUUUUCUGUGAUCUCUCCCCUUGAAUUUACUUGCUUUUUGUGAUCUCAUGUCCCACUGUAUUUGGAUAUGCCUUGCAUUAAUGGAAGCUUUAUGCUGUCUGCCUAUUAUAGUUCUCUCUAGUGCUCGACAAAGUCGGUAUUUGAAAUUUUCUUCCAAUUAUUUCAGUUUCCCAUGAGUUUUGUCUAUUAUUUAUUCUUUCAGGAGAUAUUGAUAUUAAUUCAGAAAUCUCCAUAUGGAUUUAAUCAUCGUCUCCAUAUGGAAACGUAAAAAAUAUCCAUGAGUUUUGCCCAUAUGGAUUCAGAAAUCUUCCAGUUUUGUGAUUCUCUGUUCAUCGAUACCAAGAAGCAGAGCGUCAAUUUCCAUAUGGAUUUGACUAAUUAGCCGAUUUCACAGCGUACUUCAAAGAUUUCACGGCUCAAAAAAUGAGAUUUAAUUCUCUGAAAGUUUGGUAUCUCAUAUGAACUCAGAAUUGAAUGGCCGUAUGAAUUUUCUUUUAUAAGAAGUUUUGCAAGUCCUAUGUGAACUGAAACACACUUGAAAAACAGGACAAUUGUCGGGAAUAUCACUUCCCAGAAAAAUAGUUAUUUGGAAUAAUCCUCACUUAUGGUCCUAUAGGCUCACAAGUGGUUGGUUCCCGAGCAGCCAGUAUGAGGGAAAAUCUUUUAGUUGAAACCCUUGGAAUUUUUUAGGCUCUGCAUGACCUGAAAGCUUUCCAGUGUCCAACAACCAUUAAAUGUCAAUGGGAAACGCUGCCUGUUGUGAGGACCGGUGCAAAAUAUUAUACUCAAUAUUCUCUGAUUUUCGGUGUCAACCUAGAGGCCUUGGACGAAUCUAAUACUCAUUAACUCUCUGCUGCUUUUGCUACCUUUCAUGAAGGCACAUGCCAAACUUGUAUACUUUUUGGCUCUCUUUGUGAACAUAUAACUUUUUUUAAAAAAAACGGUCAACGACUAGACCAUGAUUGUAUUUACAUGCGACAGACACUGGUUUUUUUGUAGAUAUUCUGAUUUUCCAUGGGAUAAAAUAGCUCAAAGCUUGGUGCUACUGGAAAUUUCAAUGCUUUUUUUGAAAUUUUUGGAAGUGAUCAACCAAUGAGUCUUGUUUAACGAAAAAUAUGGACUCUGGGGCACUGAAACCACAAAUGAAUAAUUCUCAAAAUGAGACUUCCAAAUAACUUCAUAAAAUUUUGAUGAAUUAAAAUAUUGUGCAUUAUAAACCAAUUUUUUGUUUAAUAUGAUCAGGGGAUUCAUACCUUGUUGCUGGUACGGAUGGUGUUGGAACCAAGCUUAAACUGGCAUUUGAAACGGGCAUCCAUGGUACCAUUGGGAUUGAUCUGGUAGAGGCCGUUACUUUUUCACAACCAAAAAUGAUUCACUGGUUCAUAGUGAACAAAGUCUGUUUGAUGCAUCUUCACAGGUUGCGAUGAGUGUGAAUGAUAUUGUUACUUCUGGAGCGAAACCAUUGUUCUUUCUUGACUAUUUUGCAACAAGCCAGCUUGAUGUUGAUCUCGCAGAACAGGUGGAUAUCACAAACUUCUCAUGUUUUCUUACAAUGAAUUCCUUAUGAAUCUUUAGGUUUAAGGUUUCUUUUCUACUUGAAAUUGUGUUGAUUAUGUCCAGUGUUAUCUUUAUAUCACUGCUUGUUAUAUCAAUGUUCAUUUUGUGGUGCAUUUCAGGUAAUAAAGGGGAUUGUUGAUGGAUGCCGGCAAUCUGACUGUGUUCUCUUGGGAGGAGAGGUACCAUAAUUAGCAUUUUUUACCAGAAAUUUCUAUUUUACUGAGUCAUGCAUCUCUUUGCCAUAGCUCCCUUUUUUUGUUUUUUGGGUUUAAACCUCCGAAACCUUGUAUUCGAAAUUUUUUUUUCCUCUCUUUCAGAUUUAGAAAAAAGCUAUACAAACUGGAUCUACCGUUAUUUCAUUGAUGAGUGGCCAUGCUUUUAAGGAAAGUAAGUGCUUUCUGAGAAGAGAACGUAAAAAUCUUCCUCCUUGAGAGAGGAAGUAAAUAGCAUCAAUAGCAGUCCCUUACAGGAAGAUGGGAUUUAGUGGCCUCCAGCCUCCUCCCUCUUAUGUUAUUUAGUGUCCGUUGUCUCCUUGUGCCAUCAAAUGGGGGAGAGUUAGCCAUCAAACCACCUGGGUCAAGCUGGAGAAGAAGGGGUAUCAGUGAUCUCCAGUCCACUGUACUGUUGGUUGGGAAGUUGUGGCUUCAUUCCUUACUGGCUGGGAAAAUGGAAAACCAUUUACCUCAUCAGAAGCCUCCGGAGAAUCAACAUCACUAAUUGGCUGUUGUCUUUGAUGUAGGGUCGCAUUCAUCAUUUCGAGUAAUAAAAUGGAACGUAAAAGAUGCGGAAGAAAUAUUCAAUGGAUACGUAGUUUUAAAAAUCACCUUAUUCAAGGGAUACGUAUAGGAUUUUGUGAUGAUACCUUUUCCCAUGGGACGUAAACCAGUAUAGAGUGUAAAUAGUUGCUUAAUGUAGGACUUUUCGUGAUGUAGACUUACCUCAUCUGUUGGCUGCACUUAUGGUCCGCAGAUUGAGACUCGUCUUUAUCUAUUUGUCAUUUUGAUUCAGAAUUGGUCAGCUUCUCACUUUGGAUGCACAAAACUUUGGUUGUACACAUCCACGUCUCAUGAGGGAAGGCGUUUGGUUCAAAAUAGCUUGUUCCUUUCUUGCAUCUUGUUUGUGAACUCAAGAGAGAUGGUCUUUUGUGCACAGUGACUAGUUGAGUCCUAGCAUCGUGCCAGUGAUUUCUGAUCCAACAGCUUGCUGUGUCAACGCAAUAUAUUAAACUAAUGUGGUUUUCAUUGUCAUGGGUUUGGCUUUCAGAGUGAGUUACCUUUAGGGCAAUCGGACUUGCACUAAACCUCAGAUACAUAUCACGAUUUUUUCAGGUUCCAGAUGGCCCCCCGCCAAUCCUCCAUCCUCCAUAUUCUGUAUAUUGUGACUGAUGAGGUGGUCAUUAGUCCACUAUAAAGGACAAUCUUUUAGAGGAUGUGUGCAUCAUAAUAUCAUGGCUAAUGUAUCUGUUAGCAUAGGGCAUUGACUAUAUUAAGGGAUGGGCGCGCAUCAUAAAUCGAGUCAUAAAAUAAUCGUGUGUAGUACAUAAGACAUGAGGGUAUCAUAAAUUGAGUCAUACAGUAAUCCAGUGUAGUACAUAAGACAUGUGGGUAUCAUAAAUUGAGUCAUGCAAUAAUCGAGUGCGGCACUUGAGACAUGAGGGUAUUUGUGAGGCAUAAGUGAGCUAAUCUUGAUCAUUUAAUCCUACACAGUCUUAGAAUUAUGAAUUAAACAACUGACUUGAGUGAUCUAUCUGAUCAGUUGAGAAAUUAAUUCCUUGGACUAGAUCUUGUUCGGGCCACUUGAUAUGCACUUCUAUUCUCAAAGGAAUCCAUGCAGUUGGAAUUUGGUGGAGUUUUUUUAACACAAUAGUUGUCAAUUUCUGUCGUUUUUCUCAUAAUUUGUAAUGUAAAGGUAUGUGUUGCAGACAGCUGAGAUGCCAGAUUUCUAUGCAAAAGGCGAGUACGAUCUUAGUGGGUUUGCUGUUGGUAUUGUCAAGAAGGAGUCGGUCAUUGACGGGAAGGGUAUUGAAGAGGGCGAUAUUCUGAUUGGCCUCCCGUCCAGUGGUGUUCAUUCGAAUGGGUUCUCUCUAGUGAGAAAGUAGGUUUUUUAAAAUGUACUUCGUCCUCUUUUAACGUAAAGCUUGCCAGCUGCUUCUGUAUUAUUGAUUUCCUUGCAUGUAUUUUAGGGUUCUAGCACACAGUGGUCGUUCGUUGAAUGAUCAGCUUCCUACAAACAGUGGUAAAUCAGUUACAUUAGGUGAAGCGCUAAUGGCUCCGACUGUUAUCUAUGUUAAACAGGUAUAUAUUUGUAUGGAUAAUAUUUUGUUUUGCGUUUGUCACUACUAGAUCUGAGAAGUAAUUACCUUGGAGGUCUGAUGGCUGAAGCAUUGGUAUGCAAUGAACAAUAGGUUCUUGACAUUAUCAGCAAAGGUGGUGUGAAGGGAAUAGCACAUAUCACUGGUGGUGGCUUUACAGACAACAUACCUAGAGUAUUUCCAACAGGCCUUGGAGCAAAAAUUUACAAAGAUUCUUGGGAAGUUCCUGCUAUAUUCAAAUGGAUCCAGGAGGUAUUUAUCUGGGAACUCUUUUGAAAAAGUAUACAUUUUUGUGUCAGUUUUUUGCUAAUUAUUCGAAAUUGAUUUUUUUCCUACUCUUUCUUUCUUUUUUCUCACAUAGCUCUGUCCGAAGCCUAUAAAUAAGGAUUUUCUAAACAUUGAUAUGACGAGAAAGAAGAGUGCACAUUGAAUUAGAGAAAAAAAUAACCAUUAUACGAACAGUCUCUCAGUCACAUCCGUUGACAUGAAUCAUAGGAAAGCUCAAUGAUGUCAAAGGUGAACAAACUAGCUAAAAAUAUACAAUGCGAACCUAAAAUAUUUUUCCUAGGGGAAUAUGGUAUUUCUCGCUAUAUUUUUCCUGAUGAUAUAGCGAGAAUGUGAUGAGGUUCUAAAAAAAAAAAAAGAGAUGAAACAACUGUUUUAUUGUUUCUUUCGGGGCAUUCCAUUUGGUUGAUUGAUAUUUUGUCAUCGCAGAUUGGAAACAUUGAAGAUUCGGAGAUGAGGCGAACAUUCAAUAUGGGAAUCGGAAUGGUUCUUGUUGUGAACCGUGAGACCUCUGCAAGGAUACUUACAGAAUCCAGUGGGAGCAACAACCCUGCAUUUCUCAUUGGUGAGGUUAUAUCUGGUGAAGGUGUGAUAUUCGCAUGA